Messenger RNA from Selaginella moellendorffii, 2162 nucleotides. Its product is annotated as spore wall protein 2. The transcript has 5 exons. The coding region runs from base 77 to 1927 and encodes 616 amino acids. NCBI's taxonomy places the organism in Eukaryota, Viridiplantae, Streptophyta, Lycopodiopsida, Selaginellales, Selaginellaceae. The record is from RefSeq and is a predicted model, not a curated record.
UGGUGUGGAGCUCAGAACACUUUGCUUGAUUUGCGAGAACGUAGUCGGGGAUAGUCUAUCCACUACAAGAUAAAGCAUGGCUCAAGAGCACCACCCAGAUCACGUCAAGGAUGAGGCACAGGUUGUGGAGGGCGGCAGUGGCGCAACUCCGGAGAAGAAAUCCGUGCUCCAGAAGGCCAAGGACAAGGUCAAGAAACUCGGGAGCAAGCUCAAGCCCAAGAGUCAUAGCGGCGGUGGUGAGGACGGCACUAAGCAAGAGAUUAUCGAUGAUUCUAUUCCUGGUGAAGAGGGUGAGGUUGAGGAAGAGGAAGAGCUGAGCACCGAGGCUCAGGCUCCUUCCAGCCAGCCCGACUCGAGAGAUUUGAAUGUGCCAUUGGAUGAGUAUGCUUUGAUCCAGCAAAAGGAAAAGAAAGACAAUGAUGAUAGCUUUGAAUUUAGAAAAUCGGAUGGCCUAACCGAGGGGUUGCCUUCUCAAGCCAUCGCGGAGCAUCAAGAGCCAUCGGACGCCCUCCAAGCCGUCCCCACGAACUACAAUUACAAGGACAAAGAUGGUGAUCUCGAUGACAAGGCACCCGCGGAGUCACAGACUCAAGAACCGACUCCACAGACUUCUGAAACUCGUGACGAUGAGAGGAAAGAUAGGAGCAUUUUUAUGUCCGACAAGGGGGUGCAAGUCACUCCCGAACAAGUGGAAGAACUGUCUUCCAGCAAUGUUUACACUGGAGAACCCGACAUUAAGUCUUCCUCAAGUGCUCAAGGGGAGGAGUCCUUGGAGCAAGCUAAAGUUGAUCAGGGAAACGAUGCUGCCAAGCAGCCAACGGAAGGUGAUGAGAAUAUUGUCAGCCGAGAACUUGACACAAAGGAGAUCGAUCAGCCUCCAAAGUUUGAGGGCGAGAAAGGCACUGACGAGAUCUCUGCUGAGCCGCGCGAGCUUCCGAGCGAGCAUCAAACUUCAGGCGAGAAACAAGAGGGUGGUGAGAUCGACCCAAAGGUGGCUGACGAUCGGAGUGCUCCAACGCACGGAGACGAGCAGAUUCUUGACGAUCCGAUGGGUCAAGAGCAGGAAAAAGCAGCGCCUCUCGACGAUACAGUGGCUGGCGAGAAAGCACCAGCCGCCGAUGAGCAUCUGGGCGACUCAAAGGUUGACGAGGCUUUGAAGGAAUCAUCCGGCUUGGAACAGCAAUCCGCGGAGACAAAGCUCGACGACGAGACUUCUAUCAAUGCGACCAAGGAGAGCGAGUCCAGCAAAGGCGAGGGAGCGCAAGCCGAGAGAGGCCCAGAGGAAAUUAGCAGCAGCAAAGUGGAAGAAUCCCCAGUUGAGAAAGACGAGAGCGGCAGCAAAGUGGAAGAAUCUCCAGCUGAGAAAGACGAGAUUGGCAGCAAAGUGGAAGAUAGCUCCUCACAACGGGACAUUGGAUUUGUGGAUGCGAGUGACAAAGGUUUACCAGAAGCACCAAAGAACGGGGAGAACUUCAUGGACGCCAAGGAUGAAACACUGGAGCGGACCGACGAUGCACCCACCAUCGAGGAAAUCAAAGAUGAAGAGCCACAGGCACUUCCAACGCAGGAGUCGGCACCAAAGCCUCGAGAGCUGGAGGAGACGAGCGAUCAAUUGACAGGAGCUCCAGAGAAAUCACAAGUCCCGGAGUCAAAGGAGAGUGAUCAAACAGCAGCACCAGUUGAAACGUCUGCUCGAGAAGAUCCAGUCUCCGCUGCUCAAGACACUGUCAAGGAAGAGGAGCCAUCAGAGAAGGUAAUUGCAGCCCCCGACCAAGCUCAUCCCAAAGAACAGAAUAAAGAGGACAAAGCCGAAGCGUCUCCACUGCCAGAGAAAAGCGCCAUAGCCCAAGAGAAUCCGAAUGAAGCACCCAACUCAGGACUCUUUGGGCAGUUUGCUACCAAGCUCGGCUAUGGCAGCGGCAAGUAAGUUCGGCUAUGGCUUGCUACCUUCUAUUGGAUUCUUGUGUAUACAUAUCCUACUAGCAAGGAAUCCAGCUCCGCUGGAAUAGAUAGAACAUCUGUUAUAUAGGUGACAUGAAUCCUAAAGAAUUAGUUGUUUGUUUUCAUCAUCCAGUAGUAAUGAUGUAUAUUUAUAAUUCAUAUAUAUAUAUAUAUAUAGAUAUAUAUAUAUAUAUUAUUCUGGGAUUAGACACCAUGAUCAA